UCUAUGUUAAGCUGCUGUUUGUUCCCCAAAAAGGAGUACCAACCAGUGGAUGGCCACUGCCUGACUGACUGAUUGAUUGAUUGAUUGACAGAUGUUAAGGAGCUGAUUGACAGAUGAAGCUGAAUGUGUGUACAGUGUUUCUGCUGCUGAUCUUCUCUUGGCUGACGGUCGACUGCAGUCUGCCAGAUUUCACUCCUGCAGCGCCGCGACUGCAGGUAAGACAGGAAAAAGCUCCAGUUGAUUCUGUGUCAAUUGUCCGACCUCUAAAGAAGAAUAGCUACACACGGCUUCCUGGAAUCUGUCGACGCUUGAAAAGAAGAAGAGUCACAAUCCUGUGUAACCUGGAGAAGUUCUGUUGGGGGAGGAAGUGGUGGAAGAGCCAGAAGACUUCCCCUGGGCAGGUGUGCCGGUGCCCUCGAGGUUCCCGGUGUUCUCGCUUCUUUCUCCACAGUCUCUGAAUUAAGUAGCCGUUCCAGCCUGUGGAAUGAUUAAAUGGAAGAAUGAAUGGAUGGAUUAUAUAUUGACAACUUGUCUUUCUAAAUGUUAAUAAAAACUGUUUCAAUAAAUUCAAUAAAGGU
Cololabis saira (Pacific saury) is the source of this 578-nucleotide messenger RNA. RefSeq lists its product as uncharacterized. The record is from RefSeq and is a predicted model, not a curated record. Bases 114 to 458 code for a protein of 114 amino acids. NCBI's taxonomy places the organism in Eukaryota, Metazoa, Chordata, Actinopteri, Beloniformes, Belonidae. The transcript is spliced from 3 exons.